CACCCCCAGACGCGUGACGCGUGAUCGCUGCCGUCCAUCCGCGACGCUACUGAAUCGCUGUUUUAACUGGCAGGUGCAACACGUCCGUCAGACUCACCGGUGCUGAAGCUGCGCGCAUCCCGAAGAUUCCAGCAUCCCGCGUCCUUUCACAGCGACAGUAUGGAUCAUGAAGCCUUUUACCGCCUGAUCAAACUUCUCUCAAUUUUGUUUUUCUCGCAUCUUAACGUGAACAUCUCGCGAUUUGAUCAUCUUGGGAAUCGGUAACCUGAAUUAUCAACUCGGUUUUUGUUAGUUAUGCUUUUCAAUUUGACUCGUGCAACUGCGCUCAAUAAACUGACGCCUUUAUUUAGUUGCACUUCAGCAUCAGCAAGAAGCGCAGAGAGAUUUCUGGAGUGAAUCAUCUUCUGAACACUCAACUGGAGCAGAACCAGUGCCAUGGGGCCCUUACUCUGGGAAGGGCGCCUGUCAUGUUUUCUUAUCCAUGCUUCUGUUCUCCUGCUACUCAGCAAGGGGGAACGGAUGUGCCCUGUGCAUUGCCGCUGCGAAGGCAAGAUUGUUUACUGCGAAUCAGGCGCCUUUCAAGACGUCCCAGAGAACAUCUCUCUAGGGUGCCAGGGUCUGUCCCUGCGGUACAACAGCCUCCUAUUGUUGCUACCUUACCAGUUUGCUCACCUCAACCAGCUGGUCUGGCUCUACCUUGACCACAAUUACAUCAACGUAGUGGAUAGACUGGCUUUCCAAGGACUUCGUAGGCUAAAGGAACUAAUCUUAAGCUCUAACAAGAUUGUGCAGUUGCAAAACGGCACCUUUGAGACUGUCCCAAACCUUCGCAACCUUGACCUGUCCUACAACCAGCUGCAGGACUUGAUGCCGGGGCAUUUUUAUGGACUACGCAAACUUCAGAAUCUUCACCUGCGAUCAAAUAACAUCAAUACCAUCCCUGUCCGUACUUUUAUGGAAUGUCGAAGCCUGGAGUUUCUAGAUCUGGGUUAUAAUCGCCUAAGGACUAUAACUCGUACGACCUUUCUGGGACUGCUCAGGCUGACAGAGCUUCACCUUGAGCACAAUCAAUUUUCUAGGAUCAACUUUUUCCUAUUUCCACGCCUCUUAAAUCUGCAGGCACUUUAUCUGCAAUGGAAUCGCAUACGGACAGUCGUCCAAGGUUCGCCUUGGACUUGGCAUACUUUACAGAAAUUGGAUCUAUCAGGCAAUGAGAUUCAAGUUUUGGAUCCUGCUAUUUUUAGGUGUUUGCCCAACUUGCAUAUGCUCAGUCUGGAGUCUAACAAGAUCAGCAACGUGUCCCAGGAAGUUGUUUCAUCAUGGAUCUCAAUUAGCACUAUCAAUCUGGCAGGAAAUAUAUGGGACUGUAGCUCUAGUAUUUGCCCCCUGGUGUCUUGGCUGAGGAAUUUCAGGGGAACUAGAGAUGCCAGCAUUAUUUGCAGCACUCCCAAAUCCCUUCAGGGGGAAAGAGUCAUGGAUGCAGUGAGGAACAACUCAGUGUGUGAGGAGAUAUACACUGUGGAACCGACCACAGAAUUAAAUCUUCUUCUGACUACUACUACUACGACAACUCUUUGGCCAACCCAAAUCACCACUACAACCCCACGCACCACAACUAGACAGCUUUCUCAAGUUACCCACAUACAAAGACUCACCCCAAAGGUUUUAUUUCCUGUUCAGUCCAACAAUGAAUUCCUACAACCCCUAACGGUAACACCUACCAGCCUACCCUUCACCCCCGAACCCGAGUUUGAGCAUAUGACCUUCCACAAGAUCAUCGCCGGCAGCGUUGCCCUAUUUCUCUCAGUGUCUUUAAUCCUGUUAGUGAUUUAUGUCUCAUGGCGACGAUACCCUAACAGCAUGAGGCAACUCCAGCAGCACUCUAUUCGACGCAAGCGCAGGAAAAAGACUCAAGAGCCUGAGCACAACAUCAACUCUCAACUGCAAGAGUACUAUCUAAGCUACAACCAUGCCAAUGCUGAGACCAUGGACUCUUUGGUUAACGGGGCAUGCACCUGCACCAUCUCGGGCUCCAGAGAGUGCGAGAAUGCAUACAUGUAUCCCAGACCACUUCCAGGGGCCUGGAUGGGAGACAUAUCUACAAUUCACUGAGGGGCCCGUGAGAAAAUGCACCACUGCCCAUUAUGAUUUGCAGCGGCUCAGAUAAAGCUUUUCCUGGAUUUUGCUUCCGCACUGAGAAUUUUCCAACACAAAAGGAGAAAGAAUUAGGCUGAAUGGGCGGCACACAUACUCAACCCUUAAUUUUGGACUCUUUUAAAAGUGGAGCAAGCGGAUACGGCAUCAAUUUGACACCCUGUCUUCAAGUCAAACCGGUUUGGUUGUCGCUUCGAUCAACAAUAAAUAACCCCCACAACGGGGCUUGUAAGGAUGCAAGGCAAAUUAAUCAGCAAAAUGUUUCUCAGCGCUGCCAUUGUUGCUGUAUGAUAGCUACUACCUGCUCUCCCCCAAGGAAUCAACGUCUACGGUCCGAAUUCCCAUCCAAUUCAUCCCUUUUGUGUUGUGUAGUGAUGUGACAAACUAUUCAUGCUGAAACAUCAGAAACGUCUCUCGUGAUCAGUGGACGGUAAUUGCUCAAUUGAGCACAACCCACAAGGAGGUUUCUGAGGACUUAAUAACAACAGAAGAUAUUUUUGACUGCUGUGAAGACAUCGUGAAGAAAAGCCCGUUUGGACUGUAACCUCACCAUGAGUAUCCAUUGGGAUUUGAUUUCAGCCCUGCCUGAACUUGGACACACCACGGGAGAGUUGAAUCGUGGCUAUCGUACAGUAUGUGUGUUGUGAAUGUGUUUUUUGUUCUCUGUUUAAAGCUGGAAUUUCCACUUUCCCUGGAUUUUUUUGGAGUCCUUUCUCUUUGUUCACAGAGAAAAGUUAGCUGACAAUUUUUGUAUGAGCAACAAAUUAUCUGAAUGUGAUGAAUCAAAGAGAGAUCGGCUUUUAAAACACUUCAUGUUUUUGAACCACUUGCAUCUGGAUAGAUUUUCUCUCAAUACCAUGAUUAUUUUGUGCUGGCAGGGCAUUAAGCAGUUCUCAGCUAUUGGGUUGUAGGUCUGUUCUGAUUAUUGUUGUAGACAAAUAAUAAAACGCAGAUAACCAUAAUCAUUCAUUGUUGAGACCAAAAUAAAUGCUUUUGUUUUUGCCAUCAAAGAUGCGUGCAAUCCAACUCCAAAUCCAGCAGUAUUUUGGCACAAAUUUGUACACUAGACAGAAUGAGAAUCCAAAAAUGGAGUGUCUGCAUGACAUAAUCCUCAAAAACCAUGAAGAAACUACUAAACUUGAGGCAAAUAUGACGCACACUAUGCUAAAUAUGGGUUCACAGGGUUUGUGUUGCUUUUUAUGGUGAAAUACUGGCUUGUUUAGGGUCUCAUACUUCAGAAAUCAAAACAGCAUUUGUCGUGUUAAUAAUUUAACAUAUUUUUGGGCCUUAGCAUUUCUUAGAAAUAUUACUACAUUUUAAUGUUUGAAUUUGAGGACAUUUUUGCUUACUUUUUGUACUACAGUAUAAACAAUUUGGGUAUCAUGUCGGGUCACCACUUAAUUUCCAGUAUAAAAGCUGGGUCCUAUUGAGAACCACUGAUUUAAUACCAUAACACAUUCAUCUCAUUAGUAUUCUUUAUAUCUGCAUUAUGAGGAUA
Messenger RNA from Carassius auratus (goldfish), 3652 nucleotides. RefSeq names its product leucine-rich repeat transmembrane neuronal protein 4-like. Gene Ontology annotation, molecular function: protein binding. The record is from RefSeq and is a predicted model, not a curated record. Lineage: Eukaryota; Metazoa; Chordata; Actinopteri; Cypriniformes; Cyprinidae. Bases 436 to 2112 code for a protein of 558 amino acids. The transcript has 3 exons.